This is a messenger RNA of Juglans microcarpa x Juglans regia, 1698 nucleotides long. Its product is annotated as ankyrin repeat-containing protein NPR4-like. The coding region runs from base 139 to 1605 and encodes 488 amino acids. NCBI's taxonomy places the organism in Eukaryota, Viridiplantae, Streptophyta, Magnoliopsida, Fagales, Juglandaceae. Gene Ontology annotation, molecular function: protein binding. The record is from RefSeq and is a predicted model, not a curated record. The transcript is spliced from 2 exons.
UAUACAAAUCUCAUAUUCCGCGAUACAGACUGAUACAAUCGAGUCCUGUGGCUGUCUCGAGUUCGUCGCACGAUCGUUUCGUUUCCUGUACGCCAAAUCGGAGAACUGUAGAGAGAGACGAAGCGAAGGAAAGAGACGAUGAGGCUGCUGAGCCUGUUGGACGAUGAGAGGGACGAAGAAGAAAAGGGUAGGGAAAGAGCAAUGGUAAAUAGGCUUCGAGAAGCAGCCAGGAAAGGAUCAGUACCGUCUCUCCUUGAACUACUCCAAGAAGACCCUAAAUUCCUCAGCAAGAACACCCCUACUCUCUCAGGCACGGCCUUACACCUCGCUUCACUUCUGGGUCACUCUGCUUUUGCAAAAGAAGUACUGGUUCGGAAGCCAGAGCUUGCGGCCGAGUUGAACCCUGGCGGUUCUUCGCCUCUACACUUGGCAGCGGCGACAGGGUCCGUGGAAAUUGUCAAAGAUUUGAUGCUAGUUAACCCCGAUAUGUGUUUGGUGUGGGAUCGUGAGGGUAGGACUCCUCUGCAUCUCGCGGCGAUCAAGGGACGAGUUGGGGUGUUGACCGAGCUGGUCCGAGUCAGACCGGAGGCCACUCGGGUGUUCACCAGUGGAGGGGAGAGUGGGCUUCACUUGUGUGUGAAGCAUAACAGGUUGGAGGCUUUGAAAGUUUUGGUGGAAGGUAUUGGGGGAGAUGAUGAGUUCGUGAAUUGGAGGGAUUCAAAUGGUAACACUGUCUUACAUGUUGCUGUUUCCAGGAAACAAUCAGUGAUGACAAAAUUUUUGCUCAACCAGACAAAGAUAGAGGUAAAUGCCCAAAAUGCGAGUGGUUUCACUGCGCUGGACAUCUUAUCUCAAGGUCCUAGAGAUAUAAGAGACAUGGAAAUUAAAGUUUCCUUGAAAAAAGCUGGAGCUUUAAAAAUCAAUGAGGCACCAUCAAGUACCUAUUAUCCUGAAAUAGUCGAAAAUGCUCCCUUAACACAGCCAUCAUCCUCACAAGAAACGGGUGCCAAACAACCAGUUGUGAAACAUAAACACAUCGAUUGGUUGGGUAGGAAACGAAGUGCGUUAAUGGUUGUAGCAUCACUGCUUGCAUCAGUGGCCUUUCAAGCAGCAAUAUCACCACCAGGUGGUGUUUGGCAAGAUGACUAUUCAGUGGAUUCUGAGGGCAACCCUGUGGGAAAUCCGCACAAGGUAGGCGAGGCGGUGAUGGCUUAUAAUGGCACAGAUGGUUAUGGUCAAUUCAUGAUUUUUAACACCAUUGCCUUCCUUGCAUCAUUGAGCAUAAUAUUGUUGCUAGUUAGUGGAUUGCCUAUAAAGCGACGCAGAUGGAUGUGGAUUCAGAUGGUCACUAUGUGGAUUGCAAUCACAACACUAACUGGUACAUAUUUUCUUGGAUUGAUGAACAUGACACCGAAUCAUGAAAAGGGGACACUCUAUUUUUUGAUGAAAUGGUCUGUGAUCGUAUGGCUGAUGCUGAUGGGGAUUGUGUUUCUUGGUAACGUGGCUCGUAUGAUCUUGUGGCUCCUUAGAAAGUAUGGAUACAUUGAAGAAAAGCCAGAAGGGCCCUCAAUUUAUAUUGAGGAUGAUGAGAAUGAUGAACUUUGAAAGGUAUAUUGUAACACAGAAAUCAAAACAUACGUCUUAUUGCUGUAAUGCUUGAAUGCUCAUUUUCUGUUGAGCAAAUUUAAAUUAAACCAA